Molecule: messenger RNA, 873 nt
Organism: Clonostachys rhizophaga
Lineage: Eukaryota; Fungi; Ascomycota; Sordariomycetes; Hypocreales; Bionectriaceae
Source: the annotation of a GenBank genome assembly
AUGUACCAUCAAAUUGCAAACCAAAUAUCGACGAGAGCUUCAGGCAAUGAGGUAGCAGCCCAAGAUCUCUAUGGGCUAGGUGUCCGUCUCGGGAUUUACCUCCAAGCAAUCGGCAUGUGUCUCUCUGUCCUCCGACUCCAAGCCAACUCCUUCAAAAUCACAUGUUCGGGGCUUAUGGUCGCCAUCCUAGUCUGUUGGACUCGCCUGGUUGUUGAGAAGGAAAUCUCGCCCGCCGAGGCAUUUCUCAUCAUUCUUCUUACAUCAGUGCUCAGUUAUCCUGCUCUAAGUUCCAUCUUAUGCCCCAACGCUCUUGUUGGGGAAAGCCUUGGCAUUAUCACGACCUGCGUUGCAAAUAUAUGGCAUGGGAUUGCACUGAUCGUAUUCUGGGCCGUCUUAUACAAUAAACUGCCAGCACUCGGAACUCCAAACAAGGUGUUUCUAUUUGCGUCCUGGAGAAUGGAUGGAGGGUUUCGGAUAUUCGCACUCAUCUUCUCCGUUAUUAAUUUCAAUGUCAUCAUGGGUACUGUAGCAAUGUCGGCAAUCCUGCUGCGCAUGUCUUUCUUGAAUUGGAAGUAUGAAACGAACGAUUCUUUAGGAUACAGGUGGACAGGGCGGUUCGAAGGAGCUGCGCGUAUCUCUGCAGCGGCUUCAAUCAUCCCCAUUGUCAUCUUCAUCGUAUCUAUUGAGAUGGACAUCAAAGCGAACGAUCUAACGCCCACCCAACAACUCUCUCAACCGGGGCAAGCUCUCCCUCUUGCUAUCGGGGCCAUUACCUUCCUGGAUUGCUUUCUGGCUCUGGUUGGCACUCCGAAUGAUGAUGAUGGCUUGGAAUGGGUCAAGGACAAAAUGUAUGACAUAUCUCUCCGUUGGUAG